Messenger RNA from Hibiscus syriacus, 387 nucleotides. Its product is annotated as 30S ribosomal protein S17-like. Gene Ontology annotation, molecular function: structural constituent of ribosome. The record is from RefSeq and is a predicted model, not a curated record. Gene Ontology annotation, biological process: translation. The transcript is spliced from 2 exons. The coding region runs from base 1 to 387 and encodes 128 amino acids. NCBI's taxonomy places the organism in Eukaryota, Viridiplantae, Streptophyta, Magnoliopsida, Malvales, Malvaceae. Gene Ontology annotation, cellular component: ribosome.
AUGGAAUCAGUUGUGGGCGUUGUUGUAUCAAAUAAAAUGCAGAAAUCUGUGGUAGUAGCAGUGGACAGGCUCUUCCACAACAAGCUUUACAACCGCUAUGUCAAGCGCACCUCCAAAUUCGUGGCCCAUGAUGAAAAAGAUCAAUGCAACAUUGGUGACAGGCUAUGUCUUCCAUUCUUUGGAUCAAUGUUUGAGUGUCUUGUGAAGCUAGAUCCUUCUAGGCCGUUGAGCAAGCGUAAGCAUUGGGUUGUUGCUGAAAUUCUCAAGAAAGCUAGAAUCUAUACACCUCCGUUGGUGGAUACUGCUGCAAAUGCAAGUAACAAGAAUGAAGCCCCACUUUCUUCAACCUCUUCAGGUCCUGCACUACUUCAUUGUACUUGGUUGUAA